CGGCGCAUGCGCGCUGCGCCCGGCGCCGCGGUGCCGCCCCGCUGAGGUGGCGGCGGGAAGAUGGAGGCGGCGGCGCUCGGCGGGCCGGUGCUGCCGGCCGCCAUCGCCCUCCUCCUCCUCAUCGCGCUACUGCUGGCGGCCGCUCGGCGCCGCGCCGCCCCGCGGGGGCUGCCGGACGGGCCCCCGGACGGUUCCAGGGCGAACGGCGAUGCUGUCGCCAGGCCGGAGGAGCACAGGAAGGUGAGGGUGCUGACGCGGUCCCGGCGGGACAAACCGCAGCAACACAGCUUCGCCCACCGGCUGCUGGUCGCCGCCCUCAAGGGCCAUAGCGGCUCUGUGUCCUGCCUGGAUUUCAGCAGCAACGGCAAGUACCUGGCGUCGUGUGCUGAUGACCGCACAGUCCGACUGUGGAGCACCCGGGACUUCACGGCACGUGAGCACCGCUGCCUGCGCGCCAAUGUGGGGCUGGACCACGCCGAGCUUGUCCGCCUCAGCCCAGACUCACGGGCAUUCAUUGUCUGGCUGGCGAAUGGUGAGACUAUUCGUGUCUAUAAAAUGACUAAGAAGGAUGAUGGCAGCUUCACCUUUACAGCAACUUCUGGGGACUUCCCAAAGAAGCACAAGGCUCCCAUCAUCAAUAUUGGAAUUUCAGAGACAGGAAAGUUUAUCAUGACAGCUUCCAGUGACACUACCAUCCUGAUAUGGAGCCCGAAGGGUGAAGUCCUGGCCAGCAUUAACACUAACCAGAUGAACAAUGCCUAUGCCACGGUGUCACCCUGCGGGAGGUUUGUGGCAUCCUGUGGCUUUACCCCUGAUGUGAAGGUGUGGGAAGUGUGUUUCAGCAAGAACGGAGACUUCCGGGAGGUGACCAGGGCUUUUGAGUUGAAAGGGCACACCGCCGGCAUACAUUCCUUCUCCUUCUCUAACGACUCAAGGAGGAUGGCGACUGUUUCCAAGGAUGGGACAUGGAAGUUCUGGGACACGGAUGUGGAAUAUAAGAAGCAGCAGGAUCCGUACCUUCUUCUGACUGGGAAGUGUGAGGUGACCGAGCCUUGUCGCAUCGCCCUGUCCCCCAACGCUCACGUCGUUGCCAUCUCUAGCAACGCAGACAUUGUUGUGUAUAACACGAGAAGAGGAGAGGAGGAGGAGCGCUUUCUGGCUGUGCACGGACAGUGCAUAACAGACUUGGCUUUUGACACCAGCAGCCGCUACCUGGUGUCGUGUGGGGACCGCGCCAUCCGCAUCUUCCACAACACUGCUGGUCACCGAGCAGUGGUGGAGGAGAUGGAGACCAUGCUGAAAAAAACUGGGAACAAAGCCACCCGAGAGAGGCUGGAGCAGCAGAUCUCCAGUGCCCGAAAAGCACUGGCUGCAAUCUAUGGCAAGAAGCAGUAAUCCCCACCGCACCGUGGUGCAUCCUGGCUCUCUGCUGUCGGAGGCAGAUACAUUCUGCCUUUGGGGAUAUUUUUUUUUCUUAAUAACACUGAACAAUUUGUAAUAAAAGAGCGUGCAGACUGCA
Molecule: messenger RNA, 1519 nt
Organism: Tyto alba (common barn owl)
Lineage: Eukaryota; Metazoa; Chordata; Aves; Strigiformes; Tytonidae
Gene: TBL2
Product: transducin beta like 2
Exons: 7
Coding region: 61-1395 (444 amino acids)
Biological process (GO): endoplasmic reticulum unfolded protein response
Cellular component (GO): endoplasmic reticulum
Molecular function (GO): protein binding
Source: RefSeq, a predicted model, not a curated record